AUGGGUGUACACUUUAAGGUGCUUGGUCUUUUCUUUUUUCUUGUUCCUGCGGGCUCUGUGCUGGCAGGCAAGUGCCGCGUGGAUACAGACUGCCAGAUUUCCAAAAUAACUGGCUCUCACAGUCUUUUCUGUGUGGAUGGGCAGUGUGUCCAGCUGAAGCCCCCUGGCAGUGCGUGCAAUGCUGCCAGCGAGUGCGCGUCGUAUCCCUUCUUUGGGCCCCUGGCCUGCAGCAGCCAGUGCGACAAAGGCCUCUGCUGCCAGUUCAUUCCCACUGGCUCUGCGUGCAGUGUCAAUCGGCCAAUUGCCCUGAGCGGGUGCACUUCCGGGUUUACGUGCUCCAACAAGGAGAUAGGCCCUGUGUGCGUACCCACCAUCAGCAGACUGUGGGUGUUUGGUCCUGUGCUCUCAAUCACUGGAAACCUUUUCAUUAAUGUUGGUUUGAACCUUCAGAAGAAGUCGUACACUGUGGAAAGAGAGUCUAUUAUGGGGCUUUCUGUGAAUUUGUUUGGAAUGGGGGUCUUCCUCUAUGUGGUGGGGAAGAUAUCUGGGUUUAGCUCGUACGUUUUUGGAAACCAGUCACUCAUGACAUCCCUUGGGGCAGUUGGCCUUAUUGCAAACAGCAUAUUUGCCCCGAUGAUUAACAAAGAGGUCUUCACGGUAUACGACUUUUUGUGCAUUGUGUUUGUGCUUAUUGGCUCUUCGUUUGUUCUCUCAAACUCUGGCUCUGGGAAGAAGGAGUACAGUCUGUUUUCCCUUCUGAAGAACUACUUCACUCUCACCACGUUUCUCUGGUUUUCAUUCCUAGUGAGCAUGAUUUCUGCCCUAAUUAUCUUCUGCAUAGUGGUGGAGGAAAACAGUGACUGGAAGAUAGGCACGCACGCCCCCUGGGUGGCUCUUGACCGAAAGAUCAGCAAAAACAGCUACCUCCUAAAAUACGGCAUGCUCUUUGCAUACAUUGGUGUGUCUGCCUGCAUUGCGUCUUUCACUACGCUCUUUGCCAAGAGCUUUGGUGUUCUGAUCAGCAUAACCAUGGGCGGGAACAACCAGUUCUUUGGGCCUGGGCCGUAUCUUUUUGGGUCUUUGGUGUUUCUGUGCACGGUUGGGCAGAUAUACUGGCUAAACAGAGCCCUCAAGCGGUAUGAUGCGCUGCUUGUCAUUCCGGUGUUCCACAUUAUGUGGACUCUUUUAAGCGUUACAACUGCAGGGAUUUAUUUCAAAGACUUCUCUAUGUUUACUUCUUCACAGUUUAAAAACUUCCUUGCAGGCCUUGUGACCAUAUUUAUAGGGUCUGGGUUCCUGACCUUCCGAAUGAUCGGCAAAGACGCUCCAUCUACUGAGAGCGAAAGCCUAAACGUGGAGACAAAGCAGAAAUAG
Nematocida ausubeli is the source of this 1374-nucleotide messenger RNA. RefSeq lists its product as uncharacterized. Gene Ontology annotation, cellular component: membrane. The record is from RefSeq and is a predicted model, not a curated record. Gene Ontology annotation, molecular function: magnesium ion transmembrane transporter activity. The transcript has a single exon. Bases 1 to 1374 code for a protein of 457 amino acids. Lineage: Eukaryota; Fungi; Microsporidia. Gene Ontology annotation, biological process: magnesium ion transport.